Molecule: messenger RNA, 1212 nt
Organism: Acytostelium subglobosum LB1
Lineage: Eukaryota; Evosea; Eumycetozoa; Acytosteliales; Acytosteliaceae
Exons: 4
Coding region: 1-1212 (403 amino acids)
Biological process (GO): protein N-linked glycosylation; dolichol-linked oligosaccharide biosynthetic process
Cellular component (GO): membrane
Molecular function (GO): UDP-N-acetylglucosamine-dolichyl-phosphate N-acetylglucosaminephosphotransferase activity
Source: RefSeq, a predicted model, not a curated record
AUGGAUAAAUCAUUGAUAGCAUUUAUAUUGGCAUGUGUGAUACCACCAUUCUGUUUGUUCACAACAUUGCCUUCUCUUCAAUUGCAAUGGAGGAUCGUCCAGUCAUCGAUCUUUUCAUUUGUUGCUGGAGUGCUUGCCUACAAGUUGAUUCCAACCAUUGCUGAGCUCACUGCUGCAGCUGGUUUGGCUGGUACAGACCUCAACAAGAGAGGACUAAAGCAAACAGAGAACAAGAAGAUCCCAGAGAGUCUUGGAAUUGUUACCUCUGUUGUAUUCCUAGUAUGUGUCAUAUUGUUCCAACUGUUCCAAUGGUUCUCCUUCCCAGAGGCAAUACAAUUAAGUGAAUACAAUGCAGCAUUGACAUCAAUUUGUUUCAUGAUAUUGCUUGGAUUCAGUGAUGAUGUAUUGAAUCUUAGAUGGAGAUACAAAUUGAUCCUGCCAAUGUUUGCCACGUUGCCACUGCUCGUAGCUUAUGCUGGUGGAACGUCCGUGGUGGUACCAAAUAUCACUUUCCCAUUCAAUCUGCGUAGCGUCCUUGGACAGGUGUUCGACCUUGGCAUCUUUUACAGGAUCUACCUCUUGUUGUUGGCCAUCUUCUGCACCAACUCUAUCAACAUCCUUGCCGGAAUCAAUGGCCUUGAGGUUGGACAAUCCGCUGUGAUUGCAACAUCGAUUAUCAUCCACAACAUUGUUGAACUGCGUCUGCACUAUUCAUCAUUGUCACAGGUUGUUGACGGUGUGCUCAACCAGACCCUGUUGCCAGCAUCGCCCCAUCUCUUAUCAUUGGUACUGAUGAUUCCAUUCCUCUUUACCACCUUGGCACUGUUGAUGCACAACUGGUAUCCUUCACGUGUCUUUGUCGGAGAUACAUUCACCUACUUUGCCGGUAUGUGCUUUGCAGUUGUUGCAAUCCUCUGUCACUUUAGCAAAACCCUUCUACUCUUCUUUAUCCCUCAAAUUCUCAAUUUCCUCUACAGUGUUCCACAGUUGUUUGGACUUAUUGAAUGCCCUCGCCACAGAGUGCCGAGAUUCAAUCCAUCCACUGGCAAGAUGGAGGCCAUCCCAACCAACCUCACUAUAUUGAACCUUUUCCUUAUGAUCUUUGGUCCAAUGACUGAAAAGAGACUCUGUAUCACUCUCUUGAUCUUCCAAGGAUUUUGCUGUGCCGUUGGAUUUGGUCUCAGAUAUUACGUUGCCGAUUACUUCUUCUAG